Molecule: messenger RNA, 1059 nt
Organism: Purpureocillium takamizusanense
Lineage: Eukaryota; Fungi; Ascomycota; Sordariomycetes; Hypocreales; Ophiocordycipitaceae
Exons: 4
Coding region: 118-666 (182 amino acids)
Biological process (GO): protein folding in endoplasmic reticulum
Cellular component (GO): EMC complex
Source: RefSeq, a predicted model, not a curated record
CGCGGAGUGGAGGCGAGCAGCUCUGGCGAUCGCAUCCCUUCCUCCUCUCAACUCCAAUCUCGGCGACCUCACGAACCGACAACCUCCAUUUCCCGCACCGCUCGCCCUCCCACAAAAAUGGCAGCCCCCAAGCCCAGCGUCCCCGCAUGGGUCGCCCAGCUCGAAUCCCCCCCGGCCGCGCGCUCCAAGGUCUCCGGCGUCCCAGACCCCCUUGGCUUCUCGCCCGGCAGCUCUGGCUCCAAGAAGAAAGAUGGCAAGCCUCAGCCGCGAAAGGCCCCGACGACGGACGAGAUGGAAACGCUCAAGCUGAAAAAAGCAUGGGAAGUGGCCCUCGCGCCCGUCAAGUCCCUUCCCAUGACUGCUAUCAUGAUGUACAUGUCAGGCAACUCGCUCCAAAUCUUCAGCAUCAUGAUGGUCUUCAUGGCCUUCAAGAAUCCCCUCGUCGGCCUUAUGGGCACCAACCAGGCGUUUGAACGCUUUCAAACCGAGGGCAACUCGUCCAAGCUCUUCCAGACAAAACUCGUCUACGUGGCAAUGCAGCUCGUGGCUCUCGCCGUGGGCGUGUGGAAGAUCAACGCCAUGGGCCUCUUACCGACAACACGAUCAGAUUGGUUGAUGUGGGAGGCACAAAGAAACUCUCUAGAGUCUGCUGUUACGGCUCUAUAGGACCUCGUUUGACUAAUGUACAAGAAACUGCCAAUAGAGCAAAAUCAGACCAAAAAAAGGCUGGAUUCAUAUUCGCUAAUGCCGCUGCCAUACUUUAAGAUGCAGUCGUAUGUAAUGUCUAGUUGACUUACUUCUCCUGAGUCUCCUCCUGGCCUUUCUUCUUCGCUCCCUGCACCCUCCAGCGAGGAAUGUGAAGCACCACCCGCGGCCCAUAGCGCCGAGAAUAUAGUCGAUCACGGCCGUGGCCACCGCGCCGAAAGAACAGCGCACGAGAUUGUUUGCUGCCGCCGCGGUCGCCGGGGCUUCUGGGUUCAGGUCAACAAUCAAUGUGUUGAGGACGCUGAACGAAGGCGGCACCAGGCAACCGAUGAAGAAGGACAGGACUAGUGGGGC